AUGUCUGGGUUUGUAAAGCGUCGACGGGCUUUAAAUAUAAGCGGAACCCGGCUAUCAGUGCACACGGGACAGUCGGUAACUUCUUCAGGAAACCCCUCACUGGACCAUGUUUUUGGAGGUGGGUUUCCCAUCGGUUCCAUCAUAGGUAUCGAGGAAGACAAACAUGGAAGCUAUUCAAGGGUGUUAUCGAAAUAUUUUCUCGCAGAAGGAAUCGUAAACAAACAUCCGCUGUUGGUUGGGACGAUGGAAGAAAAUCCAACACAGCUAAUCGAAAAAUUACCUAAACCUGUUGAAGCUAAUACAUUGGCUGAAAGGGGCACCGAGCAAGAACCAGAAACCAUGCGUAUUGCUUUUCGAUACAAUCAGCUAGCUCCAGUAGAUUCCGAACAGAAGUCAUCCACAGCCCUUGGACACUAUUUCGAUCUCACCAAAACAAUAACUUCCACCACGAUACUUGCACAAGAUAUAACCUAUUGGAACGGAGAUGAAGUGCCAGAAAAUUAUACCGGAUUCGUGGAUUCAUUCAAGAAUCCACACUUCGCAUCGCUUUUGUCCUGCAUCCAGCGGAAAGCCAGUGAACAACAGUUUAAUUCCGCUUUGGACGAGAGCUCAAAAAAUGUGCUACGAAUCUGUUUAAACUCAAUCGGCUCCCCGUUGUGGUACGAGCAGUAUUUUUCUGACGAUUUUCUACGAUUCAUCGUCUUACUGAAAGCCAUCGUACGAAACACGCUGUCGGUUUGUUUGAUAACCGUUCCGUUCCAUCUGUUCCGCCACCUGGACGACAUUUACCUGUGCAACAAAGUGCGAAAUUUAUUUGACUUUUCCUUCGAGCUGGAAGCUUUUGCCGGACAAAUGGAAGAACAAGCGAAUCCUGUAUUCAAAGAGUACCACGGCUUGUUGAACAUUACCAAAAUAGGACCAUUUAAUAGUUUGGCUUCCUUUCAUCCUAAAACACGCGAUCUAGCGUUCAAGCUGAAACGAAGCAAAUUCGUAAUAGAAAAGUUGCAUCUUCCGCCGGAUAUUGCAGAUGACGAAAGUCGCACUAAAAAUCCUGUUCCGACACUUAGUUGCGCUGGUGGAGGAAUGAAAAGCAAGCUUGAUUUUUAG
Molecule: messenger RNA, 1107 nt
Organism: Anopheles marshallii
Lineage: Eukaryota; Metazoa; Arthropoda; Insecta; Diptera; Culicidae
Gene: Elp4
Product: elongator complex protein 4
Exons: 3
Coding region: 1-1107 (368 amino acids)
Biological process (GO): tRNA wobble uridine modification
Cellular component (GO): transcription elongation factor complex; elongator holoenzyme complex; cytoplasm
Source: RefSeq, a predicted model, not a curated record